Messenger RNA from Cyphellophora europaea CBS 101466, 2013 nucleotides. RefSeq lists its product as uncharacterized. Gene Ontology annotation, molecular function: alkaline phosphatase activity. NCBI's taxonomy places the organism in Eukaryota, Fungi, Ascomycota, Eurotiomycetes, Chaetothyriales, Cyphellophoraceae. The transcript is spliced from 5 exons. The record is from RefSeq and is a predicted model, not a curated record. Gene Ontology annotation, biological process: dephosphorylation. Bases 1 to 2013 code for a protein of 670 amino acids.
AUGGCUCCCCUUCGUACCUUGACCGCCGCAGCGGCGGCACUUGGCCUGUUCGCAUGCCAGUGUUCUGCUGAGUUCUUCUACCGUCUCGGUGCAUGCCCAAAGCUAGGCUGCAUCCUACCGCCUGAUCAGGCUGACUUCCUGCCUGGCCAGUAUUUCGAUAUCAGGCUCGAGAUUCACGCUCCGCAAAACGGUAGCGAGCGCAUCGAGGGCUACACGGAGCCUGACCAGAACUUCACCUUUACCAUCCAGAAGGAUGGCGAGGGCGAGGGCGUUACUGCCGCCGAGUACUUCAGCAUCGAGGAGCCGGAGAUCGAGACCUGGAACUUCACCUGGUAUGAGGACUUGUUUGCCGUAGCUGCCGAGACACCCUCGGCGGUCGAGGUGGCCUCCAAGGCCUACAGGCGGGUUGCUCUGUAUGAGCCCGGUCACUACAUUGCUACUCUGACAUACCAGGAUGGCGAGACAACCGUUGCCAACUGGACCGUCAGAGAUAUUGGUGCCGAGCGCAAGGCUAAGAACGUCAUCCUAUUCGUUGGUGAUGGUAUGACUACCAACAUGAUCACCGCUGCACGCCUGAUCGGCCACCAGCAGGUCAACGGUGUCUACCAGACCAAGAUGGCCCUAGACCAGUUCCCAGUCCUCGGUCACCAGAUGACCCAUUCCCUCGAUUCUUUCAUUACUGACAGCGCCAACUCUGCCACGUCUCUCUAUGCUGGCCACAAGACUACUGUCAAUGCCCUGGGUGUCUAUGCGGACAGCUCUGAGGAUCCGUUCGAUGACCCCAAAUUCGAGUCUGUGCAGGAGAUCUUCCACCGUCUGUACCAGGGCGGUGUUGGAAUCGUUACCACCGCUUUCGUUGCUGAUGCCACACCCGGUGCUGUCACUGCGCACACCCGUCUCCGCGGCGAGUACGGCUAUGUGGUCGACUCGUUCCUCCACGGCACUCCCAACUACACUUGGUCCGACUGGGAGGGCGUUGAUGUCCUGUUCGGUGGCGGUGCGGAGCAGUUCAUCCCCUCUGAAGACUCCUUCAAUGGCGACGACUACUUCGAGCUCUUCGCUGAGUCUGGCUACACUGUGGUGCAGAACGCAUCCGCUCUCAACAGCACGGACAACUCGCAGAAGCAUCUCGGAAUCUUCUCCGUCUCCAACAUGGCCGUCUGGCUCGACCGCAACAUCUACCCCGAGAACCUCAAUCGCACGGAAAAGCCUGAUGGCUCCGAGGAGCCCGCGCUCGACCAGCCCGGCCUGAAAGAGAUGACGCUCAAGGCGCUGGACGUCCUGCACGCCCGCCACCCCGAGGACGGCUUCGUGCUCAUGUCCGAGGCCGCCUCGAUCGACAAGCAGAUGCACACGCUCGACUACGACCGCUCGCUCGGCGAGCUCCUGGAGCUCGAUGACACCGUGAAAGCGACGCUCAAGUGGCUGGAAGACAACGGCGAGCUGGAGAACACGCUCGUGCUCGUGACGGCCGACCACGGCCACGGCUUCGACGUCGCCGGCAACGUCGACACGCAGUGGAUGAACCAGGCCGAGGACGACCGCGAGAAGCGCUCGGCCGUCGGCAUCUACGAGCAGUCCGGCCUCUCGGGCUACCAGAUCGCCAAUAGCUCCGCGCCGCAGGGCUCCGACCAGAACCUCGUCUACACGCCUGGCACCAACUUUCCCGUCAACUGGGAUCCCAGAUAUACGCUCUUCGACGGCUUGAUGGCGAACCCGGAUCGUCGCGAGAACUACCAGGUGCACAAGUCUGGUCCCAGGAGGCCGGCGAUUAAUGUUACGGGCUUUGAUGAGGAGGACUUCUAUGUCAACUACGUCGAUGCCGUUACCGGUUUCAUCGUCAACGGCACCCUCCCCGUCGAUGCCGACCAGGGCGUGCACUCGCUGACCGACGUGCCUGUGUUUGCGCAGGGCCCUUGCCAAGAGCUCUUUGGUGGUGUCUACAACAACAUCGACAUCUUCUUCGGUAUGGCGGAGUGUCUGGGCUUGGGGCAGACGGAGAAGAGCAAGUAA